AGACAGCCGCCCUCCUGCGGACACCCUGCGGGGGAAACUGGGCGUGCGCAGCGGUCUCUGGGCUCCAUUGCCCCGGGUACGGCGGUUGGAGAGGAGCCCUGGGGAGGCUACGGGGCGUUCCCCCGAGAUGUGACCCAGCUGACAGCCCAUGCACACUCCUGAGACCCCGGCGCCCGGCCGCCUGGCCCCGCGGCCGCCGCUGCUGCCCACGCUGCUUCUGCUGCUGGCGGCUUCGGGACGCGCAGUUCCUUACGCCUUCUGUGGUCUGCCUAAGCCUACAAAUAUCACCUUCUUAUCUAUCAACAUGAAGAACGUCCUGCACUGGAGCCCUCCAGAGGGUCUACACGGAGUCGAAGUCACGUACACUGUACAAUAUUUCAUAUAUGGGCAGAGGAAAUGGCUGAGUGCCUCUAAAUGCACAAAUAUCAGCAGGACCUACUGUGAUCUUUCUGUUGAGACCUCGGACUAUGCGCGUCAGUUCUAUGCCAAGGUGAAGGCCAUUUGGGAGACCAGGUGCUCUGAAUGGGCCGAGACGGAACGCUUCUAUCCUUUCUUGGAAACACAAGUCAGCCCACCAGAGGUUGCCCUGACGACUGGCGAGAAGUCCAUCUCUAUUGCCCUGACAGCACCAGAGAAGUGGAAAAGGAAUCCACAAGACAGCCCUGUUUCUAUGCAACAAGUGUACCCCAGCCUGAAGUACAACGUGUCUGUGUAUGACACUAAGUCAGGAAGAACGUGGUCCCAGUGUAUCACCAACAGCACACUGGUGCUCAGCUGGCUGGAACCCAGCACUCUGUACUGUGUCCAUGUGGAAUCCCUUGUCCCAGGGCCCACUCGCCUCCCUCUGCCUUGGAAGCAAUGCAUCAGCACUUUGGAAGUUCAAACAUCAACAUGGAAGGUUAAAGUCAUCUUCUGGUAUAUCUUGCCCACGUCUGUCAUUGUGUUUCUUUUCUCUGCAAUUGGUUACUCAGCCUACCGUUACAUCCAUGUUGGCAAAGAAAAACACCCAGCAAAUUUGGUACUGAUUUAUAGAAAUGAAAUUGGCAAAAGAGUCUUCGACCCUACUGAGACACUUCAUUCUAUCACCCUCAGUACGUUGGAUGAUUCUAAAAUUUCUCAAACGGAUAUGAAUUUACUGGCCGAAAGCAGUGAUGAGGUCAGCGUAAUCAACCCUGAGUUCAGUGGGAGCUGGGAGCCAAACUGGGAGGACGCGGAGGGGCAACAUUUAGGAUACUCUUCACAUUUGGUGGACAUUGUCUGUGGUGUCGAGCCAAGCGACAGAGACACCUCCCUAACCCGGCACGCCUGGUUCAACAGCCUCAUGCCCACAGGAGAAGCAGACCUUGAGCCUCAAUACAAAGUCCUAACUGACUUCUACAAGGAGGGUGGAGACCAGCAGUUCUGUGGUCCGGAAGAGGCAGCCAGAACAGAGAAAUUAGCUGAGCCACAGACGUCUUUAGCAAACUUGGACCCACAGCUCGAAGACCUACAACACCUGGGGCAGGAGCAUCCUGGCUCAGAAGAUAGACCAGAGGAAGAGGCAUCUACAACGCUAGUGGACUGGGACCCUCGGACUGGCAGGCUGUGUAUCCCUUCCUUACCUAUCUUUGGCCAUGAUCUGGAGAACUAUGGGCGUUACGAGAGAGACCAGCUCUCAGAGGAUGGCCUUUUGUCUAGACUCUAUGAGAACCAGGCACCUGACAAGUCAGAGGAAGAAAAUGAAAACUAUCUCAUGCAAUUUAUGGAGGAAUGGGGGCUACACGUACAAAUGGAAAGCUAAUGCCAGGUUUUCUGUGGACUAUCAACAAAUGAAGCAGCCAUUCCAGGGAGUGAGCAACGUUCAGAUUUUCCAGUGUCCCUGAUAACACUGCUCUCUCUGUUCAUGCACUUGGCCAGCCCUGCCUUCUCCAGGUGGUCAGCACAGAGUCCUGAAGUGUAAGAACUUUCUGGAAUACAGAGCUCUGAGCUUUGUCGUAGACAGAGUAAGCAUUUUCAGGUUGGGUGGGGGCUUUACAGAAGAACUCACCAUGGUCCCUGUUUAUUGUUUCCUAACAAGUAUGCCUGUACAGUUAU
Messenger RNA from Rattus rattus (black rat), 2073 nucleotides. It is a transcript of the gene Il20ra, whose product is annotated as interleukin 20 receptor subunit alpha. The transcript has 7 exons. The record is from RefSeq and is a predicted model, not a curated record. Lineage: Eukaryota; Metazoa; Chordata; Mammalia; Rodentia; Muridae. Gene Ontology annotation, molecular function: interleukin-20 binding. Bases 149 to 1780 code for a protein of 543 amino acids.